This is a messenger RNA of Sphaerulina musiva SO2202, 1732 nucleotides long. RefSeq lists its product as uncharacterized. The record is from RefSeq and is a predicted model, not a curated record. Lineage: Eukaryota; Fungi; Ascomycota; Dothideomycetes; Mycosphaerellales; Mycosphaerellaceae. The coding region runs from base 513 to 1526 and encodes 337 amino acids. The transcript has a single exon.
CGAGAUAUGGCUUGACCAAAUUGCCUACAAGCACGAAUGGAGAGCCAUCGGGCGACUAGCAUCACUAAGUGAAGAAGAGAUCCAGCUUUGUUCAUGGCCGAAGUAUACCUUGUCCUUGGUUGACGAGACUGCUGUCGGUACCGACUCUGCGCUUGUCACUGCCCGUAUGUGCAAGACUCAGCCGCGUAUCUGAGUUACCCAGCUGUCGGGUAUCGUUGAGCAGCUCGAGUUGGAGUGCACAUACUAUAGUGUAUGUGGCGUGAAUCCUCAUCAGGCUACACUUGCUGUCAACGGACGCCCCAGAACGAGAUGCAUCACUACCUCGGAGGUAGCUCGAUUUCCCCAAGAACACGCGUGGUCAGGUACAAAGGAGUGAGUAUACAUAUCCUUCUCGCGCCCUUGCUGGACCUCACAUCACCUUCACCACUUCGACUGCCACAUAUUCCAGCGUGACUUGCAGCAAAAGUCGACCUUUCCCACUCUCGCUUUACUACCAAUAGCCUUCCAAAAUCAUGGGCGUUGCUUCAUUCCUCCACUCCUUGCGCGGGAAGAGCCAGGAGCCAUCCUCCUCGCCCUCAUCAUCGCCCUCUCAGCAAUGCAGCCCGACUUCCAACCCUGCCAACACUGAUGGUUUCGAAAUGCUUUCGAAGGACAGCCACAGGAGAAGCCCAGCUUUGAACCUGUCCCGACCCAAUGCCACACAUUGCAAAGACCGUCGCAGCUGGUUUGAUGAAAGGCCAGACAUUGAUCAAGCUCUCCCCGAUACGCCAAUCAGCCCAUUCACUGCUCCGCCAUCAGCGCACUCUGUUCCCUAUGGCCCGGAUCUGGAGAGAGAGUAUUUGAAGUUCAGCAGAGAUAGCAGAGCUCCUGUGGAGGCAUUGCCGACGCCUCCAUUGACACCGUGCACGAGCGAGCGACCUCCUCUAUCACCGUGCACGAGCGAGCGACCUCCUCUAUCGCCAACAACUACCAUGUCAGCAUACGAGCGCAAGGAUAGCCAUAUGUCGAAUGCACAUCGGCGAAAAUCCAGCACGCUUAGCACCAGAUCGAGGCGCAAGUCUCGCUCUUCCUUCUGGGAGUCAUCUAACCCCGAUGACAGCGAUGUACCGCCUGUUCCUGCUCUCUCCAGAGGUGCAUCGUCAGAGUCUAUCACUCAAUCCAUAUCAGGAGAAAGUGUGCCCUCUUCCCCGACUAGCAGCAUGCAUCGUCCCAUGAGUGUGGCCAGCACAACAUCACGGAGGUCGUACGUGCCCCGGUCUGCAGCUCGAGGGUUCCUUCGAUCAACGAGCGGUGCUUCCAUCGAGACGCGUGCGAGCUACCGCAUGUCUUUCAAUGUGAAGCAGGAUGUCGACAUGGUCUGUCUGACGGACGAGCAGCGUCUGGAGUGGGCCAAAUUGAUGGCUGAAGAUGUCAGGCUUGGCGACAUUCCCGAGCCGGCUGCGGAGAUGGGCAAGCAUCAUCAGAUUGGAAGCCUCAACUCUUCACAGAUGCAAGCCCUUGCUGCGCUCGAAUGUGGCGCACGAUGAUGAUGACGAUGAUGGGGAUGAUGAGGUCAAUGUAUGGUAUAGGCUGGCGUUUGGGCGAAUGGACGGAAGCAUAAGGGUUGCUUUUUCGAGAUGAUGGAACGAGUAGGCAUCGAUUUGACAUUUUCAAUCCUCCAUAGCGAUUUCUUCCAAGACAUAGAUUUAUAGAGCAAGAUGCCGUAUAGAGCAAGAUAGCAUACCUGUAUGAU